This is a messenger RNA of Drosophila subpulchrella, 5704 nucleotides long. RefSeq names its product leucine-rich repeats and immunoglobulin-like domains protein 3 (gene lbk). The transcript has 9 exons. The coding region runs from base 1032 to 5021 and encodes 1329 amino acids. Gene Ontology annotation, molecular function: protein binding. Lineage: Eukaryota; Metazoa; Arthropoda; Insecta; Diptera; Drosophilidae. The record is from RefSeq and is a predicted model, not a curated record.
UUCGGCCGUCGCAGGUCGUCGUGCGCGUUGUUGCUGCAAUCAAUUAGUUGAAAACAAGAACGGGGUAACUAACUUUGGUAAACGAUCAAGAUCAAUCCGUGCAACGUACCUUUGCACAGCCAAAUCAAAUCGGUCUGAGUGUCAAUUGCAAUCGCAGCUGGAUAAUCCACAGAAGUUCUAAAGCGCGACAGAGAUAGCGAUAGCGUGUGUGUGGAGCAUAAAAUCUCGGCAAUAACAAAAAACAUACAUACGAUUGAAACGCAAACGAGCCUUUGUUGAAUGCGCCUGAUAAGUGAACAAAUCGCGGGUUUUUGAAAACAAAACUGUGGAGGCAGCAAACAAAAUAGCAACAAAUACCCCCUGCGCCUCCUUCUCCAGCCCCCCCCUGUGGAAAAUCACGCAUUACGUGCACUGCACUGUUGUUGUCAAUGGAUGCGCGGCUGUGUGGGUGAGCGCGUGCGUGCGUGUGUGUGUGUGUGAGAGCUUGCCGCCACCGCAAUUGAGGAAAAAUUCACCCAUACCAAGGCGGCAAAUAAAAAUAAUCUCUGAUUGUGUGCGUUAGCAGUGACGUCGACGAGAAUCGAACGUGUUAAAGUGACGAAUAAACAAGAAGCGGGAAUAGGAAUAGGAAUCGGCAUCGGAAUAGGCAUCCACAUCAACAUCAACAUCGGGAAUCAUCAUCAUCUCAUCGCAAGAGAUAGACAAACAGAACAGACAGCCAAACAUUAGUACAUUUCCCUCGCACAUAUGCCUUUGAAUGUGGUUGUGUAUACACGACGAAUGUACGUAAUAGUUUGCCGCCGCAGACAUUAAGGCUCUCUAUUCCGUCUCUGUCUCUCUCGCCGUUACCGUCUCGCUCCCGCCCGCUUGUUUACACCAACGCCCACCUUCCCGCCCACUCUGAAUAGGCAUCAUGCACGGGAUGAUCGCAGAGUGUUCGGCUGGCGGAAGGGGCUUUCCAACACUGGCGGACGCCGAGUGACAUUCGCAGGAAAUAACGGCGCUUUCUUAAUGCCGCUUGAAAAUUGGAAAUGGAAAUCAACGAAUUUAACAAAAGCCGCAAAAUGCACGUUUCGGCCAUAAAAGGCCGACAACUGAGGCAGCCAAAGGCAGAGGCAGAGGCAAAUGCAAAUGAUGAUAGCACCAUGGUCAUUAGUAAUCAUCGAAUAUGCAACAUGAAAACAAGUAGUAGGAGCAGCGAACUAACGAGCGAUGGCGAUGGCAAUGGUAAAUUUUUAAUGUCAUGGGGACGUCGUCGUCGGCGGAGCAACAACAUUGCAGCAGCGAGUCGCAAUAAUGAUAAUUGCAAUUAUUCUACAACCAAUGAUUUCAAUAAAAUCAAUAAAUUGCUGCUAAUUACGUACAUGCUGCUGAUAACAGCGGCCACAAUUUGUCAAAGCGCCGCCCAGUCGCCGUCAUCAUUGAAUGGAGGAGGAGGAGGAGGUGGUGGCAACGGAGGAGGAUCCAAUGGGGCAUCCCCACUGAGUGCCUUUCUCAAAUCUGGAGGAGCCUCUUACAACCAACAGUUGCCGCAACAGCAACUCUUUGCCAUGCUGACCAGAAAUGGAGUUGGAUCGUCGGCAUCAGGAUCAUUACCAGGUGCUGGCGGUGGUAGCCGUGGAUAUAGCAACGCUAGACAGCACUUCAUGGCCCUCAGCGAAGAUGACUCGGAUGCCGAUGUGGAUGAGGAGGAUAUGGCUGCUUUGCACUAUCCCCUGGCCGCCUCACAUCCUCCGGCCGGCGGUCAGGGCUACUCCUCCAUCCAAUCGGGUUCACUGGAGACCAGUGGAUUCGUUUCCGAUGAUGGCGGACAGUAUGAGCAGGCCCAGAAGGCUCUGGAGGCUGCUGCAGCGGCGGCCAAGGCUAAUAAUAAGUACAACAUCGACUGCCCCAAGGACUGCAAGUGCCUCAAUGUCCUCUUCGACUGCGAUAAACUGCAUCUGGAACGGGUGCCCGUCUUGCCUAGCUAUGUGCAAACCCUGCAUCUGGCUAACAACAAACUGAACGACACAACCGUCCUGGAGAUUCGCAAUCUGUCCAAUUUGACAAAAAUAUCAUUGAAACGGAAUUUAUUGGAGGCUAUACCCAAAUUCAUAGGCCUCAGUGGUCUAAAGCACUUGGUAUUGGCCAACAAUCAUAUAACCAGCAUCUCCAGGGAGGCUUUGGCUGCUUUGCCUUUGCUAAGAACGCUAGAUUUGUCCAGGAAUCAGUUGCAUACCAUCGAGGUUAACUCAUUUCCGAAGCCCAAUAGUCUAGUUCAUUUAAUACUCAGUUUCAACGAGAUAACCAAUGUAAACGAGCAUUCGUUUGCGGCUUUGAAUAACCUUACGGACCUAGAACUGAAUAACAAUCGCCUGAGCGCUUUGCCCAUAGGGGUUUUCGAGAAUUUGAACAGAUUGAAGAAGCUAGCUCUCAACUUCAACCAACUGGAGAUCAACUGGUCCACGUUCCGUGGCCUGGUAGCUAUGAAGAACCUCCAACUGAAGUCCAAUAAAAUUAGGGCGCUGCAGGACGGCGUCUUCCACGUGAUGCAUAACAUCGAGACCAUUGACCUGGCCAUGAACCAGAUCAGUUCACUUUCCCGCCAGGGUCUCUUCAACCUCACCAAGCUGCGGCACCUCAAUCUCUCGUUCAACGCCAUACACCGCAUCGAGGUGGACACCUGGGAGUUCACGCAGUCACUGGAAGUGCUGGAUCUCUCGAGCAAUGCCAUCAAUGAGUUUAAGCCCCAGCACUUGGACUGCCUGCACCGCCUGAAAACACUCAAUCUGGCCCACAAUCGACUGCAAUAUCUGCAGGAGAACACCUUCGACUGUGUGAAGAAUCUGGAGGAGUUGAAUCUGCGACGCAAUCGCCUGUCCUGGAUCAUCGAGGACCAGAGUGCGGCGGCACCGUUUAAGGCUCUGCGCAAACUGCGACGCUUGGAUUUGCACGGUAAUAAUCUCAAGCAGAUCAGCAGCAAGGCAAUGAGUGGCCUCAACAAUCUGGAGAUACUCAAUCUGGGAUCUAAUGCGCUGGCUAGCAUCCAGCUCAAUGCUUUCGAGCACAUGCUGCGGCUUAACAAGUUGGUUUUCAAAUCGCUGAACUUUAUCUGCGAUUGCGAUUUGAUUUGGUUCCAACAAUGGCUGAAGAACCGCUUCCCACAGCAGGCGGAACACGCAGUCUGUGGCUAUCCGGAGCAUUUACUAGAUCGUCAGUUGAAGUCUUUAAGCAGUUCGGAGUUGGUGUGCGUGGACUCCCCGAAACCCAGUGUGGAACAGGAACCGGACAACAUGCUGGCCGUGAAUGGAGCCAACAUCACUCUGGAGUGCAUUGCCAGUUCUCCCACAGCGGCUUCGCUGGCCGCCGCCGAUGAGCUGAAGAUCAAGUGGCGCCACGACAAUCAGCAUGUCCAGGAGCGACCGGGUGAACUGCAUGACGGUGCCAGCACGGAGACGCAGAUCCGCCACGACCUAAGCACCAAUCAAACCUCCAUCUAUGGCUAUCUGAGACUAACGAAUGUGACCUUCGAAAGCGCGGGACGCUAUCAGUGCGUGGUCUCAAAUGCCUUUGGAACCACCUAUGCACAGAAGUUCAAGAUAUCUAUAGGAAUUCAUCCUACUUUCCUGCAAGUGCCCUCAAAUCUCACCCUGGAUGCCGGCGAAACUGCUCGAUUGGUGUGCUCGGCCAGCGGUGAUCCCACGCCGGAGAUAGCUCUACAAAAGUUUGGAGGCAGCGAAUUCCCAGCGGCCACCGAGCGUCGGUUACAGGUGAUUCGCGAGGAGAAUGCCUUUCUGAUAACCAACGCCAAGCUCAGUGAUUCUGGGAUCUAUACCUGCACAGCUUUGAGUGCUGCGGGCGAGAUAAAGGUCAAUGCCACGCUGGUGGUGAAUGACAAACCGCAGCCCAGCAUUCCCUUGGUGCACCAGGAGGUGGUUGUGGGUCGAACCUGUGUGUUGCAGUGCCUCAGUGAGACGGCCAAUGCAGAUUUUGAGCUGGAGCAUCCGCAUCGCGAGUGGUUUAAGGAGAACAAACCGAUACAUAUAUCGCCAACGGCUCCAGACGGGGAUCGCUACUAUUUUUCGAAUAACAAGGAGCUGCUCAUAAUCCUGAAUGCCCAGUCAAAUGAUGCCGGUCACUUCCGUUGUGAGAUAACGGACAACUCGCGUACAUUCACGCUCCAAUCGGAGUUGGUAGUGGUCAAGGAGAAUCUCAAUUGGGACGUCCUGCUGAUGGGCAUCAUUCUGCUAACAGUCACUUGUGUGGUGGUGGAUUGCUGCAUCAUUUGGUGUACGCUGCGCUACCAGAAGAGGAAGCUGCGCAUGAAUCUGGCUGCCGAGAGGUUGGCAGCUCGCACGCAGGCCAGUCUGCACUCCACUCUGGACAAAGAUGAGACGCAACUAACCACGCUGAAUCGUACGCAGCUAAGACCACAUCAGUCGCAGCUGGUCCUCGAUGGCAUAGCCACGCAGCAACAGACGCAGUUAAGGCCGCGCAGCCUGGCAGAUUUGGGCUGUGGCAAUGGCGAGGCGACCCACAGUCGCCUCAUCGUGACCACGACGCCUUCGUACGAACAGCGCUGCCUGGAGCAGGGUCUGACCCUAAGCUAUCUGCAGCAGGCGGACUUGGAGGCCCAGCAGGAUCACCUGUCCAGCAAGGACUCGGGCACCGGCUCGGAUGCGGCCGUGAAGCGCAGUCUGGAGGAUUUUGUGGUGGCCAUGCCCAGGCACAAGCAUCACACUGACGACGAGGAGGAGGAGGAGGAGGAGGAUGAAGAGAAUGACCUGCAGUACGCGCCUGCAAGGGCUCUCGGCAUCUCCGAGUACGACGACAUGGAUCUGUACGAGCUAAAUCAUGCUGCGGCCGAGCAGCAGCAUUUCCUGCAGAACAACAAUCACAACUACGACGGUGGCGGGGGUGGUGGUGGUGAUGCCGGUGGUGCGGGCGAAGCGGUGCCCAAGGUGCUGCCCCGCAAGUGCAACGCCGGAGCCAGCGGCAGCAACUACAAUGCCAUUCAAAAGUGCACGACAGUGGACAUUUGAAGGGAGGCCCAAACCAAAUGAGCAGGAUGAUCAGGAUCAUAUACCAAAAACUGGAGGCUGCACCACCUGGUAGCCCCACCCGCAACCCGCCCCCAAAACGAACAAAGACUGUUUAAAUCGUAAUCAUAAUUUGUAGACGGUGGACCAGACUUUAUGACUGGCCACGACCGCAGAGCAGGCGGCCUUAUUGAUGCCUUUUCGCUAAGGAUAUAGGACAGCUAGAGAAACAUACCAGUGUCUUCGUAAUUUAUGAAAUUAAUCGUUAGAAUCGAUUUUGUAGAACUUGUAAUACCUAAUAUUUGAUAAUCCGUAUAUCGUAUAUGUAUAUUUAUAAUUUUCUUUCGCUUGUGAUAUUAUUUAUUAUUUUGAUUGCCCGAUUGUUUUAGGCGUAACAUAUUCACCUCUGUAUAUAUCACUUAGUGUCUAAUUGUAGUUGGUACCUAGUCUCGUAAGUCGAAGCACACUCGUUGAUCAAAUGGUUGCCAGGAAAUCGGCUAUGACAGCUCCAAUUGAGUGGGAGUGUACCUUUAAUGGAUAUUUUGCAGUUACCUUUUGCUUUUAAUUAACUUUUUCGGUUGAAUUUGAAAUUAGUUUGCCUUAUGAUUGGCCUUGACAAAGUAUGAACGGAAACAUAUAUAAAAGAAAGUCAAAAUAUUUAAUAAAAUAAUGCAUUAUUCCAAUAA